CUAAAUUCCUUAUUUUUCUCCAUUUAUAUAUUGCGGAAGUGCAGGACAACCUUUUAUUUAUAUGGCAUAGAGUCCACACUUUUAACGUUUUUGGUAUUUAUUAGUGUUUUCAGAGUGUGGUGGAAACAUUGAAAACCUUUCACGGUAUUAGCGGACAGAAACAUGGAGGACGACGCCCCCGUCAUUUAUGGUCUGGAGUUUCAGGCACGAGCACUGACUGCCCAGACAGCUGAGACUGAUGCCGUUAGAUUCCUGGUGGGCACACAGUCUCUGAGGUUUGACAACCAGAUCCACAUCAUUGACUUUGAUGAUGAGAAUAACAUCAUUAAUAAGAAUGUCCUGCUGCACCAAGCUGGGGAGAUAUGGCACAUUGGUGCCAGUCCUGCAGAUAAGGCUGUGCUUACCACCUGCUAUAACAAAACCAGUGACAGCAGGGUGGUGUCCUGCGCGGCUGUUUGGAGAAUGCCCUCUGAUUGGGAGACAGGAAAUCAUGAGUCACCAGACGACUCCGCCCACAACCCCCAAAGCCUGGAGCUUCUUUGUCACCUAGAUGGCACCAAUGGCAAUGCUGCCUGCGUGCUCUGGGAGCCCAUGGGUGACGGCAAACGUGUGAUUUCAUUGGCUGAUAAUUAUGCACUGCUCUGGGACCUGCAGGAGAGUUCUACACAGGCCACAGUGUCCAGCACUAUCACCCAUGAGGGCAAAGGCCAGCUGAAGUUCACUUCAGGCAAGUGGAGUCCUCAUCAUAACUGCAGCCAGCUCGCCACAGCUAAUGACACCGCUAUACGAGGCUGGGACCUGCGCACCAUGAGUCAGAUCUAUUGCAUCGAGAACGCCCAUGGCCAGCUGGUGCGUGACCUGGACUUCAACCCAAACCGUCAGUACUACCUGGCCAGCUGCGGAGAUGACUGCAAGAUCAAGUUCUGGGAUGUCCGCAAUGUCCAGGAGCCUGUCAAGACCCUGGAGGAGCACUCCCACUGGGUGUGGAGUGUCCGCUAUAACCAUAGCCAUGACCAGCUGGUGCUAACAGCCAGCAGUGACAGCCGCCUGAUCCUCUCCAAUAUGGUGUCCAUAUCUUCAGAGCCUUUUGGACACCUGGUGGAUGAUGAGGAGCUCAGUGAUGGGGAGGAAAAUCACCAGGAGGACAAGAGUAAGGAGCCCCUAAAGGACAGCGUGGUGUCCACAUACGAAGAACACGAGGACAGCGUCUACGCGGCCGAGUGGUCGUCAGCCGACCCCUGGCUCUUUGCUUCUCUCAGCUACGACGGGCGGCUCGUCAUCAACAGAGUCCCGCGAGCCCUCAAGUACCGCAUCCUGCUCUGAGAGCAAGGCGUGGCACACGCAUGUGCACCGCGAACAAACGUGUAGUUAAUAAGACAUUAAAUAUAGCC
This is a messenger RNA of Thalassophryne amazonica, 1391 nucleotides long. RefSeq names its product EARP complex and GARP complex interacting protein 1 (gene eipr1). Gene Ontology annotation, molecular function: protein binding. Gene Ontology annotation, biological process: protein ubiquitination. NCBI's taxonomy places the organism in Eukaryota, Metazoa, Chordata, Actinopteri, Batrachoidiformes, Batrachoididae. Bases 163 to 1323 code for a protein of 386 amino acids. The transcript has 11 exons. The record is from RefSeq and is a predicted model, not a curated record.